This is a messenger RNA of Owenia fusiformis, 1636 nucleotides long. Lineage: Eukaryota; Metazoa; Annelida; Polychaeta; Sabellida; Oweniidae. The record is from the annotation of a GenBank genome assembly.
UUAAGACUGUGAAAACUACAUACUCUCAAGGCCUAAUUAGAAUUUAUUACAUGAGUUGGAGUUCAUUUAACAACUGGUGAUAUAGUUACAUGGACAUGACAAUUACAAUAUGAACUCUAGGUUAGCUGAAUUGAUUUAUGAGCCAUAAAUGACAGAGACUAGCAUUACAAUGAUGUCGUUUAAACAAUCCUUCAGUGAUGUCAUUUAAAUUCUACAACCACUAGUGCGUCGUGUUGGUAUUAUGAACUAUAUAUUCUACACGUGCACAUUCUCAUUAUCGCAAUAUGUUCAGACAAUGAAUAAGCAAUUUAAUUAUUAAAAUUACAUUCCUAAACUAUUAUGUUUGCUAAUAGGGUAUGCUCAGUGACACAUGUUGGAUAUGAAAUCAAGUCAGUUUAACUCAGCAAAAAGUUACUCAGAAACAAUGUAGAAAUAUGAUACAUUCUUAUCAGGAAACUAAACCAAAGUACAGAACAGAAAUAUAUAUUUUUUGGGAGAUAAUGACCUGACUAAGUCAUUUUAAUGAAUUAGGCACUUGAGACACUUAGCAAGUAGCUACUAUCUUACACUUAAAUGCAAUAAAGUAUGACGUUUGGAUUCUAGAAAACACCCCAUUCUUGGCAAACAGUAUCUAGGACUACUUAUUUAGAAAAACACAGAAACUGAUCGUUGACAGAGAAAGCUAAGUCACGAUGACACUGGCCUCGUUCUCAGUUAUGCUAAUGGUAGCAUUACCAAUUGUGAUGUCAUAUCCUGGUGGACCACCAGAGGGAUCUUGUGUAGACAUGUUUCCAUCAGGACAUGCUGCGAUUGCUCAGAAAGGAGCAGCUCCAUUUCUGUUGGAGAUCAAUGAAGGAGGGUACUAUACACCAGGAAAACCAGUAAAAGUGACAAUGCGAAACACAUCAGAAAUAUGGUUUGAAGGGGUUUUCCUUCAAGCCAGGAGGGCAAGUCCAUCUUUGAACCAAAACCAAGCUCUAGGGAACUUUACAGUGACAGACAAUGAGCUGAAAACAAUGAGGUGUAUAAAACGAGAGAGUGCCGUUACACAAUCAAAUAAAGUUCACAAGUUUCAAAAACAAGUUCAAUGGAACCCACCAGAGGGCUUAAAAGAUCACAUAUUUUUCAGGGCAACAUUUGUCCAAGAAACAAAAAUAUUCUGGGUGGAUGUUCGUAGUAUUGAUCUAGAAUACCGUUCACCACAAGUACAAAACAAGAACAACAAUAACAAAUCAACAGCAACUAUGCCUACGAUGCAAACUUUUUCUACACUCUUAAUCAUGUUUUCUAAGUUGCUGAUAUAAUUCUGGCCUGAUGUGAAUCAUAUAAUAUGAAGCCACAAUAAAUGUAGGGUGAAAAGAUAUUCAGCUGAGAUGCGUCCAGUAGAAUUAUGAAUUCAGGCUCCAAUAUUCAUUCUCCCAAUGCCUGGAUUGUAAUACAGAUGAAGAUUAUUGAGUGUUUAAUUAUGAUCAUGACUCACUUUCUGUUAUGAUAAACCACACAGUGUACUACUUUUGUGACAUACAUGUGCAACAAUAAACAAGAAAUAAGGGAGCACAUAAAAAGUUCAAUGUAGCACAAAAAGCUAUAUAUUAUCAGUUAAGUCCUAGACCCCCCUCGAUCCCCCUCUGGAUCA